Cottoperca gobio is the source of this 1813-nucleotide messenger RNA. Its product is annotated as inositol-pentakisphosphate 2-kinase-like. Lineage: Eukaryota; Metazoa; Chordata; Actinopteri; Perciformes; Bovichtidae. The transcript is spliced from 14 exons. Bases 135 to 1619 code for a protein of 494 amino acids. Gene Ontology annotation, biological process: inositol phosphate biosynthetic process. Gene Ontology annotation, molecular function: ATP binding; inositol-1,3,4,5,6-pentakisphosphate 2-kinase activity. Gene Ontology annotation, cellular component: nucleus. The record is from RefSeq and is a predicted model, not a curated record.
GUAAGGCAGUCCUGUGCUACUUCUGAGUUAUUGCUAGCCGACGGUAGUACCAGGCGGACUACUUGUAUGUUGCCGUGCCGUCGUGUGUUACUUUCUGGGCGUUAACGGGAGCUCAGUGUGUCGUCGUUGGUGUGAUGGAACUGGACAAAAUGGACGAGAACGAGUGGAAGUAUCACGGCGAGGGGAACAAGAGCCUGGUGGUCUCACACGUACAGCUUUCCAGAGUUCUACGCCUGCUCAAGUAUCCAGCCGAGGACUCAGAAAACCCACCACAGACGGUGGAGCAGGCCUUCAGACAGGUUCAGAACAUUGUUGACUUCAGCUCCAACGUGAUGAGCAGCCUGCUGGGAGAGAAGUUCAUCCACAGCGGGGAAGUGGUCAAACUGCCGCUAGAGUUUGUGCGACAGCUGUCAAUCAAAGUUCAACAUCAAAGACCAGGCUGGCGCUGUGAUAAGGUGAUGGACAUCUACAGCGGCUGUGCGCUCUGUCUGCCCAACCUGACGUCUCCAGGGCUCCACCAGCCACACACUCCUCCACUCUGCAUCGAGAUCAAGCCUAAAUGUGGCUUCCUGCCGUACUCCAAACACGUCAGCAGAGAUAUCAAGACCAAAGUUUGCCGCUUCUGCUUGCACCAACACUACAAGGUGGCCAUUGGGAAGUGGAAGAGCCGCAGUCUGUACUGUCCUCUAGACCUGUUCUCAGGGAACAGACAGAGAAUGCACUUUGCCAUCAGACACCUGAUAGAAGAACCGCAGAACAACUUCAAAAUAUUCAAGGGCGGUCAGUGUGUCUACAGCAGUAAGGAAGGCAGUGACGACUCGAUGGACCUGAACUCUCUGCUGCAUCAUCUCAGACCGUACUUCUUGUACGGAAACAACAGAAUCAACAGUCACAUGACCAGCAAAGCUCUUCUGAACGACUUCAUCCAGGUCUUGGUGAACGCCCUGCUGAGUGGUGGAGGAGGAGACGGAGGGGUGACGGACAGACGAGAAGGACGGAGCUUCUGUGAAGCGAGUCUGUUCAACAAGGAGAGGAUUCGCCACGGCUCUCAGGGUUUACCCAGCGACAGCGUUUUGUACAGGAUUCGUCAGACUCAGAUGUUGGACACUCAGGACAUCGAAGGACUUUACCCUCUGUACCGCCGAGUAGAGCAGCACCUACAAGACUUCCCCAAGGAGAGAACUCGUCUUCAGAUGGACGGGCCGUACAACGAGGCCUUCCUGGAGAAGCUGCAAAAAUGUCCGACUGAGGACGACGGCUCCGUGGAGUUCGCUGUUGCCAAGGUCCAUCAGUACCGCGUCGCCAUGACAGCGAAGGACUGCUCCAUUAUGGUUGCCCUGGUGCCCAGCAGUGAGGAAGAAGAGGAUGAUGAAGGUCAGAGGCAGCUCAGGGACUUCCUCUCCCCCAGACCUCCUGCUUUCUCUUACUCGGUCUCCAUCUUGGAUCUGGAUCCGAAGCCGUUCGACAGCAUCCCCCGUCAGCUGCGUCUGGACCAGAGGAUCGUCUCGUGCUACCAGAGGACUGGCGCUGCCUUGCCAAAAGGCUCUCUGCCGCCGCACUCUGGCAUCUUCACUGCUGCGGAGAGGGAGGACUGCACGCUGCUCUUCCACCCCGUGUGAACGCCUAAUAAGAGCCGGACGACCCUGAAGACGAACUGACCGCUGCUUCGUGUUGAUGCAGAAUCACUUCAGACCAGAGCUGUUCAUCCGAAUCUAUACAGCAUCACUUUCUCUUCACUCGGCUCACGUCAAGCAAAAUUUAAAUAUCCAGGAAGUCACCACUAACUCGGACGUUUUAAGCGACUUCCAGAUAU